UAGAUUAAAACUUACUUCAUUUUUGCUAGUCAAUUUCAAUCAUGAUAUAUCGAUACGAUAACUGUUGGUAGUUUUAAAAAGAUAAUGGUAUGUGGGUAUCUAUCUUUAUUGUUACUUUGUCAGUGGUUUUGUAAUGUAAUGUUGUACAAGUUUUUUAUUUAAGUAUAAAAUUUAGUGUGAAAGUUUCAUUAUAGUUUUUCAGAAAUGAAUUAAUAUAGUUAAUGUUUUGAAGUUUUUAAAAAAAUCUAAUGUCAGUUUUUAUUAGUUCUUGUGCUUGUGAAUACACAUCAAUACUGUGUAACAUGUCUAUAAACAGUUCUUGUUGGUGUUACUUGAUACAAUUUUGAUACAUUAUAGCAAGAAUUGUAAUACUUUAUUAUAAUUGUACAAACAUGGGUCGUUACACUGGAAAAAAAUGUCGUUUGUUAACGAUGUUAUGGCUCACUGCUCUAUUUUUCUUAGUAGAAAUAGUCGUGGGAUAUGUGACUAACUGUAUGGCUUUAAUAGCUGACAGUUUUCAUAUGUUAUCUGAUGUAGCAGCUUUGGUCGUUGCAUUUCUUUCUGUAAAGAUGUCACCAAAGAAAUGGUCUAAGAAUACAUUUGGUUGGGCCAGAGCUGAAGUUUUAGGAGCUUUAGUAAACGCCGUUUUUUUAGUCGCAUUGUGUUUCAGUAUUACAGUGGAAGCAUGUAAAAGAUUUAUCGAAGUAGAAGAAAUACAUGAAGCUAAAUUGCUUGUGGCAGUUGGAGCUCUUGGUUUAUUAGUAAAUAUUAUUGGAUUGUGCUUGUUUCAUGAACAUAGAAGUUCUCAUGCACAUUCACAUGGCAUAUCUCGAAGUCACAAUCGAUUAAGUACGCUAGUUGGAACAGAUGACAAUGAAAAUGAUGAAUCUUAUAGGCCAGCGACGCCGCAAGUAAAAAGAACACAUGGUCAUACACAUGAUGCGAGUCAAAUGAAUAUGCGUGGUGUAUUUCUUCAUGUACUCUCAGAUGCAUUAGGAUCUGUAAUUGUAAUAGUGUCUGCUUUAAUUGUAUGGUUGACGAAAUGGGAAUACAGAUUUUAUAUUGAUCCAGCUCUCUCGCUUUUGUUAGUUAUUCUUAUCUUACGUUCAGUAUGGCCAUUAUUGCAAGAAUCUGCAUUAAUUUUACUACAGACUGUACCAACACAUAUCCAGGUUGAUGCUAUUCAACAACGUUUGCUGGAAAAUGUUGAUGGAGUUUUAGCUGUGCAUGAAUUUCAUGUAUGGCAGUUAGCUGGUGAUCGUAUUAUUGCUUCAGCUCAUAUAAGAUGCAGAAAUUUAUCAGAAUACAUGAAAAUUGCGGAACAAGUAAAAGAAUUUUUUCAUAACGAAGGUAUACAUUCUACAACAAUUCAACCAGAAUUUAUUGAUUAUCAUUCUAAUAGUGAAGUAAAAGAAACACCAACUGAAGAUUGUGUAUUGGAUUGUCCAAAGACUGACAAACCUUGCAAUCAUGCAACAUGCUGUGGUCCUUCUAAACAGGGUCGUGAAACGCCUUCACCAGGAGAAACACCAUACAUGUGUAGACAACGUAACAGUCUUGCGCGUUCCACUGGUUCUAUAGGAGGAACCGAACAACAAGAAGUAAAUGAAAUGGAACGUGGACAUUUAUUAUCACUGCCUGCUUCACAUCACUCCGUCCAACUUCCACAUUCUCAUGUUAAUACACCUGUUGUCUAAGUUAUAAUCGUAUUAUCAAAUAUCUACCUCUGUAACACAAUCUGCGGCGCGUUACAAUGUUAUUAUAAAAAUUCAAUAAAGUAAUAUACACGCUAUAUUUUAUGAUUAUUAAAGUUAAUAAAAAAUUUUAAUUGCUUUUUA
This is a messenger RNA of Apis cerana (Asiatic honeybee), 1838 nucleotides long. RefSeq names its product solute carrier family 30 member 1 (gene ZnT63C). Gene Ontology annotation, molecular function: zinc ion transmembrane transporter activity. Gene Ontology annotation, biological process: detoxification of zinc ion; intracellular zinc ion homeostasis; zinc ion transmembrane transport. NCBI's taxonomy places the organism in Eukaryota, Metazoa, Arthropoda, Insecta, Hymenoptera, Apidae. The record is from RefSeq and is a predicted model, not a curated record. Gene Ontology annotation, cellular component: membrane.